ACGAAGAGAGAAUGCUGAGAGAAUAGUGAGCUCAUUCAGUACAAAACCGCAAACGCCAAUUUUCGGUAAUCAUCCAAAUUUGUAUCGCGCAAACACACACAUAACACUGCGGGCGGUGUCAAUUAACUGGUGACCACUACCUACAUGUAGUCGCUUAUUUCCAACUGGUCGCAUUCCAAGCACAGCGUCAUUAGUAAAAAUGUUGCUCAUCUACACGGUCGCGCUACUUGUGAUUGCCGCAACACUUGGCCUAAAGUACGUCUACUCGUAUUGGGACCGACAUGGGCUGCCUAACGUGAAACCACACAUCCCGUUUGGAAAUCUGAAAACCGUCGUCAACAAGACCGAGUCAUUCGGAUUCGCCAUCAAUCAAGUCUACUGGCAGACCAAAGGACAACUAGUUGGAAUUUACCUAUUCUUCCGGCCGGCGAUUUUGAUACGGGAUGCACACCUGGCCCAGCAGAUCAUGACAACGGACUUCAAUCACUUCCAUGAUCGUGGCAUCUACUGCAACGAAGAGGGCGAUCCCUUCUCGGCGAAUCUCUUCGCUCUACCCGGUAAGCGAUGGCGCAAUCUGAGAAACAAACUAACGCCCCUCUUUACCGGCGGAAAACUACGCGGAAUGAUGCCAACCAUUUUGGAGGUAGGCGAUAAGCUGCAAAAAUAUCUUGAACCCGUAUCCGAAAGCCAAGAGGUGGUGGACAUUCGAGAUAUCGUAUCUCGGUUCGUGUUGGAGAUAAUCGCCUCAGUGUUUUUCGGCUUCGAAGCAAACUGUAUCGAAGAUCGUGACGAUGCGUUCAGCAAAGUCUUACGGGAAGCACAGGGUGAGCGAUUGUCGGCCGUUCUCAGAGCGGCUGCCAUGUUCGUUUGCCCUGGGCUGUUAAGGUACACCGGGAUAUCGUCUCUGGAGCCGGACGUAAUUGCGUUCGUUUCGGGAAUUGUGACCAAACAAAUCGAACACAGAGAGAAGACUGGCGUAACUCGGAAGGAUUUCAUCCAACAAUUGAUCAACAUACGUCGGGAGGCUGAACAAAACCAGGAAGUGCCUAUGAGCCUCGAACAGUGCGCUGCAAACGUCUUCCUUUUCUACGCAGCUGGGUCGGAAACUUCGACGGGUACAAUAGCCUUUGCAAUGCAUGAGCUUAGUCACCAUCCGGACGUGAUGAAGAAACUACAAACGGAGAUCGAUGAAGCGCUUGUAAAAUCAUUUGGGGAAAUCACGUACGACACCGUGAUGCAAAUGCAGUACUUAGAUCUGUGCGUGAAAGAAACGCUACGAAAGUAUCCGGGACUUCCGUUUUUGAACCGGGAGUGUACGCUGGACUACAAAGUUCCGAAUUCGGAAUUGUUGAUCCGGAAAGGUACGCAGCUUGUUCUUCCGAUCUAUGGAUUCAGUAUGGACGAGACAUAUUUCCCUGAACCAGAGCGCUAUAAUCCGGAACGCUUUGAUGAAGCGUCGAAAAAAUAUGAUGAGAAAGCUUAUUAUCCGUUUGGAGACGGUCCAAGAAAUUGUAUAGCAUAUAGAAUGGGUGUUAUGAUAGCGAAGGUAGCAUUGAUUCUACUCUUGUCGAAGUACAACUUUAAGGCAACACAAGAUUCAAAAAUGGUGUUCAGUUCAGCGUCGGUGCCGCUUUUACCAAAACAUGGAGUGUUACUGAAAAUUUCCAAAAGAAAAUAAAAGUAUUUUUAUUUCCA
Aedes albopictus (Asian tiger mosquito) is the source of this 1695-nucleotide messenger RNA. RefSeq names its product probable cytochrome P450 6d4. Gene Ontology annotation, molecular function: heme binding; oxidoreductase activity, acting on paired donors, with incorporation or reduction of molecular oxygen; iron ion binding. The transcript is spliced from 2 exons. NCBI's taxonomy places the organism in Eukaryota, Metazoa, Arthropoda, Insecta, Diptera, Culicidae. The record is from RefSeq and is a predicted model, not a curated record. The coding region runs from base 200 to 1678 and encodes 492 amino acids.